Molecule: messenger RNA, 2274 nt
Organism: Trichomycterus rosablanca
Lineage: Eukaryota; Metazoa; Chordata; Actinopteri; Siluriformes; Trichomycteridae
Gene: homer1b
Product: homer scaffold protein 1b
Exons: 10
Coding region: 231-1316 (361 amino acids)
Biological process (GO): regulation of store-operated calcium entry; G protein-coupled glutamate receptor signaling pathway
Cellular component (GO): cytoplasm; dendrite; plasma membrane
Molecular function (GO): G protein-coupled glutamate receptor binding
Source: RefSeq, a predicted model, not a curated record
UGGAAGGUGAAACUGAUCAUGGCCGUGCUGGGUCCUGUGCCACCAAGAAACACUGGACGUAAGAGCGCGCGGAGGAGCGGCGGCUCCGCCACUGACUGAUGGACACAUAACAGACACGGUUCAUUUAAACCCGACAUCAGGAGAACACUAACAGUCAUCUGGAGUAGAAAUCGCUUUAAAUCUGAUAUCGACAUUCUCAGGAUCUUUCGGUGCGACAGAAUUAAUCCACCAUGGGGGAGCAGCCUAUCUACAGCACGAGGGCACAUGUCUUCCAGAUCGACCCCAAUACCAAGAAGAACUGGGUGCCCACCAGCAAGCAUGCCGUCACCGUCUCCUACUUCUAUGACAGCACCAGGAACGUGUACAGGAUCAUCAGUCUGGAUGGGUCAAAGGCUAUAAUAAACAGCACUAUCACUCCAAACAUGACCUUCACCAAGACGUCACAGAAGUUUGGACAGUGGGCAGACAGCCGUGCCAACACAGUGUACGGUUUGGGGUUCUCCUCAGAGCAUCAUCUGUUUAAGUUUGCAGAAAAGUUUGCAGAGUAUAAGGAAGCGGCACGUUUAGCCAAGGAGAAGUCUCUGGAAAAGAUGGAGCUGGCGAGCUCUCCCUCUCAGGAAUCACCUGCUGACAUCCACUCACCCCUGACCCCUCCCGUCUCCGCCGACCUCUGCCGAAUCAACGGCACAGGUGACGAUGUCACCCUAUCAGAUGCAUCACCAAAUUCAGAGCUCCAGUCGGAUCUGUCCCCAACCACCCCAACCACCCUUGCACACAGUCCGACCACUACCAAGCACUGGGAGGCAGAACUAGCAGCGCUGAAGAGCAACAAUGCCAAACUGACGGCGGCGCUGCUGGAGUCCACAGCCAAUGUCAAGCAGUGGAAACAGCAGCUGGCUGCUUAUCAGGAGGAGGCUGAGAGGCUUCAUAAAAGGGUGUCCGAACUGGAAAGUCAAAGUAGUCAAGCCAAUGCCAUCAAGUGUCAAAAAACAGAGCUGAACAAAACCAUAGAGGAGUUGGAGACCACACUGAAGGUCAAAGAAGAGGAAAUGGAACGUCUUAGAGAGGAAGUGGAAAAAGCUAAACAGCUUCAGUCAGAGAAAGCUACUCUUGAACAGAAACUUGAGGCUACAGAUACACGGAACAAGGAACUGGAGGAGCAGCUAGCCGACAUAGAGCAGCGUCUGGAGACGAGCCAGGUGGAGCAGGAAAACUUCCGCAAGAGCCUCAAAACACUGCUGGACAUCCUGGACACCAAGAUCUUUGAGCUGACAGAGAUGAGGGACAACCUGGCCAAACUUAUAGAGGACAGCUAGAACACGUUGCCUUCACCUCUGCUUUAAAAAAACACUUGCAGACUCCAGGGUACACAGUGAUGAGAAGAAAAUGCACAGCUUCUCAGCCUUGUUGUGUACCAACUCUCAAAGCCUUCCUGAAUGAAGGACUCCUAUUAUAUACUUACUUCUAUGGUAUGAUAAUCAUUUGGUUGCACUUGAAUUUGUACUUUUUAGGUGGAUUAUAUUUCUUUAGUGCCACUGCUAACUACUAGAUGAUAUCUCCCAUAUAUAUCGCUCCCAUUCUUUCCUUGCUGCUUUCAUUGUUUUCCUUAAUUGUACACAGGUAGUAAUCCUAGAGAAAGUAGACAGCCUACAAAGUUGAAUUCGGCUGCAUGUAGGCUGUUCCUGUUUUUAAGGUGCUGGUUUUGCAUGCCUGGUUAUUGGCAUUAAAGGACAUAUACUAUGCUGCUGAGGACACUAAAGUCAAUCACUUCAACUGGAUCACUGGAUUGUCUGUUCCGAGCCAUAUAUUGUAGCCAGACCUGGUCGGCUUGCCUCAACACCUUCAAGGAAACUGCCUCAGAUAUUCAGGAUAUUCUACCUUUGACUUCCUGAUCAGAACAGAACCACAUUGGGUUUUCACAGAACACUUAGAUGCAGAUGUGGCAUAUUGGCCUGUAAUGUACAAUGAGCAAUAUUAGAGACAGUUUGUAUGUCACCUCAGCAUAUCUAUCAGGUAUUCCAACUCUGGACUAAUCUGUGGACUAAUGUGGUUUAGUAGAUGUACCCCCAUAGACCAGUAAUAGUGCUGUUUGAUAGUUUGGGCCUUAUUUUUUCUGAACUGAAUAGUUCAUUCAAUAAGAAAUAUUCUCUAUUUGGUUGCAUUACCAAAUGCAGUGUGCUUACCCUACUGACUAAAAUAUGUGUUAUUGAGAAAUGUAUAUGCUGAUGGAAAAUACAUAAAGCAUAAAGCACUGUCAAUAUGAUUGUAUUUAUA